GAUAAAUAGCCUUGUGUUGUAUAAAAUAUUCGCUGCUCACAUCUACAACACCAGAAGUACGGUGUUUUGUUGUAUCUGCAGUUCUGCACAGGAUUACGUAACUAUGGAAAGUGUUUCAAAGCAUGAGGAGACACGUAGAGGAUCGGUUGAUGUGACCCCUCUACCGUGGCCUAAGCUGAUUCCUGCGCUCGGGCUUCAGUUAGCGGAAGCUAUAACUACGGAGAUGCUGUUUCCGUUCGUUGCUUUCAUGGUGAAGGAUUUCCAUCUCACCGACGAUGAUAAGAAACUGGGAUACUAUGCCGGCUACAUUGUCAGCAGUUUUUUGUUGGCACAGUUUGUGAGUUCGUUUGGAUGGGGAGUCAUCAGCGACAGCGUGGGUGAGCUAGUUCAGUUUAGGUGCAUAUGACACAUACAUAUGUGUAUAUGUAUGUUACCUGCUAUGUUGUUGUCGGAUUGUUUAACUACGAGUAUGCCGGCUACAUACGAAGUUUACGUAGCUUAGGUUAUAAAUUCAUAUUUGACGUCUACGCGAAGAGGUAUAUCCUGCCUUAGCAUCUUCUCCUUCGAUGCAAAUUAAAGGGCUGUUAGCAAUAUAUCUGGCCAGGGACUAGAUAACAAAAGCUGUUUUUGUGUACAUGUAUGUUACGGUCGUUCCAAUCCAUCCGUCAAAAGACUUGAUUUUCCUAAAAACAGGUC
This is a messenger RNA of Sphaeroforma arctica JP610, 696 nucleotides long. RefSeq lists its product as hypothetical. Lineage: Eukaryota; Ichthyosporea; Ichthyophonida. The record is from RefSeq and is a predicted model, not a curated record. The coding region runs from base 104 to 406 and encodes 100 amino acids. The transcript is spliced from 2 exons.